Messenger RNA from Cetraspora pellucida, 238 nucleotides. NCBI's taxonomy places the organism in Eukaryota, Fungi, Glomeromycota, Glomeromycetes, Diversisporales, Gigasporaceae. The record is from the annotation of a GenBank genome assembly.
AAUUAGAGAACCUUUUAGCUGCAACUCGUGAGGGUCCUCGAGGUUUCUCAACACAAAAAUUUUCGUCAAAGAAUUCCAAGAAAAUAUCUCUCAUGCAACGAAAAAGGAGAUACCAUCUUCGCCUUCUAGAAUUGCUGAGGAUAUACUACAAUUGUGAUAGAUACCAAUUGCCUUAUCGGAGAUCUCAACAUGGUCAAAAAAAUGAUAAUUGGAUGGUGGCUGUACCUUUGGUUGAUAA